Molecule: messenger RNA, 3444 nt
Organism: Patiria miniata (bat star)
Lineage: Eukaryota; Metazoa; Echinodermata; Asteroidea; Valvatida; Asterinidae
Product: monocarboxylate transporter 13-like
Exons: 4
Coding region: 611-1906 (431 amino acids)
Biological process (GO): transmembrane transport; monocarboxylic acid transport
Molecular function (GO): monocarboxylic acid transmembrane transporter activity
Source: RefSeq, a predicted model, not a curated record
UUUGCACUACAUGUACAGUACGCAGUCAUCAAUGAUGAGGAUUGCGUACGUACGUGCAAGAACUGAGGAAAAACACGAGGGAACCAAACAGUUUUGUUACUAAAGUCGCCAAGGCCGACUGGACUUUGCCUAUCCGCGGUGACCCGUUUGCCUCGUUUAGACAUUAUAUUUUGCCCCAUUAUUUUGGUCUAGGGUCAGGCGGUUAGUUGCCUAUUUUAUAGUCGAAUAGCGUACAGUGACAGUAGCCUAUAGGUAAACAAAAAUAGACAAGAACGCACGAAUUCUAGACAUUCGUGAUCUUCCGGCGAAUCAUGUUGACUUUUGUGAAACAAUAUAUAUUUUGAAAAAUGGAGCACAAAACUUAGCCCGAGUGACUCUUCUUGCGCUAAUAGUCUCCUCUUUCACGACUCUAUGUAAAGGGGACAGUACAUAGCAUGCGUCGUUAUAAGAGAAGACUAUUAGCGUGCCGACAUGGGCAGUCGGGCUAAGUUUUGUGCUCCAGUUUUCAAUUUUGUGUACAAUUUUGUGUUUCCGAUGCCAAAUGAAUCGAAUAGGGCCUCGGUGCGUUUAGAUCCGUAGAACGGUACGUGUUCGCGGGAUCGAUGGUGUGAUGGGUGGCCAUCAAGUUUGGUGCGCCGUCCUCUGCAUGCACCUCAAUUGUCUGUUGUGGUGCGGUCUGGACAAGGCUCUGGGGGUCAUGUUACCGAGUCUGACGGAGCAGUUCGCUACGAAGAUGUGGGUGAUUGGAUGGAUUGUAUUCAUCCGUAGUGGCUUCAUACAUCUCAUCGGACCCGUUGCUGGGCCACUCGGUGUCAAGUUCGGUUCCCGCAACCUGAUUACGGUCGGCGGUUUCACAGUUGGAUUGUCCAUAAUCGCGGCUUCGUUUUCUACCAGUGUCACCCCUUUUGCGAUCAUAUUGAUUCUCGGAGCUUUUGGCGUAAGUUUUACCGAUAUUCUCACCAGGUCAAUCAUCGGCCGUUCCUGUUCCAAGAACUAUGCCCUUGCUAUUGGCAUCGGUUCAUCGGGCUAUGCAUUGGGAACGUUCGCCUUUGCACCUUUCACCCAAUUGUUACUGGAUACGUACGGCCUGAGGGGUGCCUUGCUUAUUCUAGGAGGGCUGAGCAUGCAUCUGGGGGUGUGUGGCGCCCUCUUGCGAUCACCACAAAUAGAUGGAAGGACAAACUACCAGCCACUGUCAAGCAAAGAUGAGGAUCCAGGCUCCUCGAAUGAAGACGAUCCGGCUGAUGGGAACUCGCGCCCUGGUGCUGAAAAAGACGCAAUCGGGUGUUUCGGAUUGGCGGUUUGCUCUCGGUCGUCAUUUUGGAUCGCCACCUCUCUGUACCUCUGUAACCGCCUCGUGGCCGAUCUCUGGCUGAUAUAUUUCGUGGCCCACGCGGAAUCUAAAGGUUUCUCCGCAAGGGACGCCGUGACUUUCACCGCUGUGGCAGGCCUAGCGAGCGUGGUCUUCAAGCUCAUCACCGGUCUCAUCGUCGACCGAGGUUGGUUCAAACUGCGCCCGGCUUUGAUACUGCUGACCAUAGUCAAUACUGUGACAUUCGCCGACGCGCCCUGGGUGAGCUCUUAUUGGUUGAUGAUGGUCAACAGCGCCCUCUGUUUCGGAACCAACGGCGGGAUUUGCCCGCUAAUGGACCUGUUAACACGAGAUGUCCUUGGUGUUGAGCUUCUGCUCUCAGCUAUCAGCUGGAUGGAGAUGAUGACGGCAAUUUCAUUUUUCAGUUUGGGAUUCUACCCUGGCAAGAUAUACGAACAGACCGGAAGCUACGACUGGGCCUUCGUCAGUAUGGGAUUGAUCUCAAUCUUGUCGCUGGUGGCGCUGUUUGCUGAGUGGCUAGAAGGCCAAGCGGGAUCAAGAUCGCGGAGAGCACUGAAGGAUUCUGGAGUUUAGAAAAUCCAGUAUAAUGUCACGCUGUACUGGGGCACAUUUAAUAAAUUUGUGCUCAACCUACUUUUUUAAGUGCAUUUAUAAAUGGGAUCUCGUUUACUAAUAUUGAAUGAUGAAAAGAGAGCGGGGUAAGGCUCCAUGGGUAUGGUAUACCAUAUAUGCACAUCGGAAACGGCUUUAGAUUUUGUUAGCACGGUAGCGUAAAAUUUGGACUUCUAAUAGGCACGUCACAAUUAACAGAACUACAGUGAAAAGUCCCUUCUUAAUUUGAGAGUCCAAAAUGAUCCAAAAGAGAUCAGAUUUAGUCGAAUGUAUACAAUUAUUGUUCUAACUUUCGAUAAAGGCCUUACACGAUGAAGCCCCUGCCUACAUAUGGGUCAUUCCGUAAAUUUGGGGUCCAAAAGUGUGCCGUUAUGUCCCUGUUACACCUGACCUGUGUAAUUUGCCAUGCAAAUAUCAUGGACAUUUACUUCACACUAUUUCUUAAAUUUGUUUGGCAGGGUACUUUGCUUUACAUAAUCACUCUUGGAGAUAGAAGACAUUAAUGGAAUGUUUACUGAAUUACAAAAUCUUACACAUGCAUGAUGUAACAGCGGAAAAGAUUAACACAAAAAAUUGAACCCCAACUUUAUGGAAUGAUGAACCUGAUCUGAUGGACAUUUUACAUGUCAUCUCACCUAUACUGCAGUCACAAAAUUGUGUCUCCCUACUACUACUGCCUCUUAAACAACAUAAUGAUACAGGGUAUUCGGUAGAAUAACAGCUAUACCCUUUCAUAUAUGGAAUUCACUAACCUAUAUACAUGUAUUAAAUAAAUUAACAAAAUUAACAGUUUCCGCAGGGUCCUUGAAACUAUUGUGUUAAGAAUGAAUUGUUUUAGAUGAUUAACACUAUUGACAGCUGUGAUUAGACUUUUUGCAAUGUUUAUAAAGUGGGUGUAUUUAGCUGAUUAUUGUAUUAGGCUUCUUUUUUAGUGUCUGUGUUUUUUUUUUAAAAGGUUUGUAUCUUGUGUAGUUAUGUACAGGCUAGGGGCCUUCUUAGUAUCUUUUUUUCAUAAUUUCAUUGUAAUCCUUUUUGGUUUUCAUUAUCCUUUAUUUGAAUUUGUAUCCUCACUGUAUGUAGCGCCUCAGAGCACUGUAUUAAUGAUCAAGGCGUGUUAUACAUUUUGCAACACAGGAGUCCAAAUUUCAAUGGACAGCGGGUUAGAUUGAGUCUGAACACCUCUAACUUUUCCGGGAGAAAUUCGACACGCGUGACACGUGGUCAAGUGAAACAAAUCCGCUAGAUGAUUAAUACUCCAGGUUCUCUGCAUCCAGUUUGGGUCAAAGAUGAGUUUCUUGGCUUUUAAAGAAAAUGAAAUUAAUAAAGUGUACUAACAGAGUAAAUAAAAGCUGUAGGCCAUUUUAAAGUGGCAUACAAGAGCACGUAUAGUGGUCCGUUUGUUUGGAAGGUGAUGCUUUGUUCGUUAAUCAAGUUGAUUGACAUACAUGUACAUACAUUGUAAUCAUUAAAUAAAUUCCGACGGACGUUUUGGGGAAAUA